This is a messenger RNA of Ananas comosus (pineapple), 1454 nucleotides long. RefSeq names its product L-lactate dehydrogenase B-like. The record is from RefSeq and is a predicted model, not a curated record. Gene Ontology annotation, molecular function: L-lactate dehydrogenase (NAD+) activity. The transcript is spliced from 4 exons. Lineage: Eukaryota; Viridiplantae; Streptophyta; Magnoliopsida; Poales; Bromeliaceae. Gene Ontology annotation, biological process: carboxylic acid metabolic process. Gene Ontology annotation, cellular component: cytoplasm. Bases 115 to 1230 code for a protein of 371 amino acids.
AUGUAUUGUAAGUUUGUAACUGCAUAAUGAACUCAACUAUCAACAAUUAAAUAAUUAAAUUCUUUCCCAACCCAUCACCACCACCACCCCUUCUCACCCAACAAAAUUAAGGAAAUGAAGAAGACCUCCUCUCUCUCCGAGCUCGGCUUCAGCGACGCCGCUACCACAGCCUUCUUCCGCCAGAUCAAAGAUGUCGCCGCCUCCUCCUCCGCCGCCGCCGGCGAUGCCGACGCCCCGUCGCAGCCCAACCACCGCAUCAAGAUCUCCAUCGUCGGCGCCGGCAACGUCGGCAUGGCCAUCGCGCAGACCAUCCUCACCCAGGACUUGGCGGACGAGAUCGCGCUGGUGGACGCGAAGCCGGAGAAGCUGCGGGGGGAGAUGCUGGACCUGCAGCACGCCGCGGCGUUCCUGCCGCGGGUGCGCAUCGUGUCCGGCACCUACUACGCGGUGACGGCAGGGUCGGACCUGGCGAUCGUGACGGCGGGCGCGCGGCAGCUGCCGGGCGAGACGCGCCUCGACCUGCUGCACCGCAACGUCGCGCUCUUCCGCACCGUCGUGCCGCCGCUGGCGCAGCAUUCCCCGGACGCGCUGCUGCUGGUCGUGUCCAACCCCGUCGACGUGCUCACCUACGUCGCCUGGAAGCUCUCCGGCUUCCCGCCCAACCGUCUCUCCGGCUUCCCGCCCAACCGGGUUAUCGGAUCCGGCACCAACCUUGACUCCUCCCGCUUCCGCUCCCUCCUCGCCGACCACCUCGAGGUCAACGCCCAGGACGUCCAGGCGUACAUGGUAGGGGAGCAUGGGGACAGCUCGGUGGCGCUGUGGUCGAGCAUCAGCAUCGGCGGCGUGCCGAUGCUGAGCUCGCUGCGGGAGAGCGACGUCGAGUUCGAGCAGGCGGUGCUGGAACGCAUCCGCAAGGCGGUCGUCGGCAGCGCCUACGAGGUGAUCCGGCUGAAGGGCUACACCUCCUGGGCCAUCGGCUACUCCGUCGCCAGCCUCGCGCGGUCCCUCCUCCGUAACCAGCACCGCAUCCACCCCAUCUCCCUCCUCGCCAGCGGCUUCCACGGCAUCCCCGACGACCGCGAGGUCUUCCUCAGCCUCCCUGCCGUCCUCGGCCGCUCCGGCGUCAUCCGCAUCCCCUCCGUGCAGCUCACCGAGGAGGAGGGCAAGCGCCUCCGCAAGUCCGCCCAGACCCUCUGGGAGAUUCAGCAGCAACUCGGUCUCGCCAAUUGACCGAUUAGAUUUAUUGAAUCUGAAGAAGCUUUAUUAAUAACACUACGUAUUUAAUAUCUGCCUUUUGUUGUCUCUAUAUUGGCACGAUCUUAUUUUGGAGCAUUUGUUUAAAAAUACAUACUUCCUUAAGAGACCAAAAAAAAAAUUCUAAUUUUUCUUCCUGCAUCCUGACUCUUCCAUGUAAUAAAUAGCCCAUUUUAAUACGUGUAUAUGCUAAGAAUCAA